UUUGAAGCUUCUCCUGAAAGCUUGCCACUGUCACUUAGUAGUUAGUAGCGUUCUGUUCGCUGGCUGCUAUUCACAUCUCUAUGCAUUCUUUAUCAGUCUCAUUCAUUUCUUCUCAACACUUCUUCUCUCCGUCGCCGCCGCCGGAAUAUCCUUUCUCCGAUGAGAAAAUCCACCAGACUCUCCGCCAUCGGUCUCUCAAAGCCUCCGGAAGGACCAGAACCGCCGAAGCCUUUUAGCACUCGAUUUUCGCUGCGGUCGUACGCGAAGCGCGUGCAGCUGCUCACACCGGAGCAGAGAUCGGUGGUUUUGAGAACGGGCUUCGGGAACCUUCUCCUCGUUCCGAACCACACGCUGAACAAGGUGUUCCUCACGGAGCUCAUGGACGCGUGGAGCUGCGAGCGCCGCGCGUUCGUGCUACGCUCCGGCGAAGAAAUUCCGAUGACUCUUCUCGACGCCGCUCUUAUACUGGGCCUGCCGGUUGCCGGUAACCCCGUGAAUCUCACCGAAGAGGAACCGUUCUCUGAAUUGGAAGAAUCUUACGGAGCAACGGAAACAAAAAGGAAGGUGGCGAUGAGUUUUCUGGAAAAUAGGUUAGAUUCGAUAGGGGAAGAUGUGAGUGAGGAUUUUGUGAGGAGCUUCUUGCUCUACACAAUUGGGACGUUUCUCGCUUCGAACGAUGGGAAGGUGGAUUCGCGGUUCUUGCGGUUUCUUGAGGAUUUGGAUGAGGUUUCAGGGUUUGCUUGGGGAGGUGUUGUUGUUGAUGAUUUGUGUCAGUGGCUGGAUAAGAGGAAAGAGAAUAAUGUGCAGUAUGUUGGAGGUUGUCUUAUUUUUCUCCAAACAUGGUCCUAUGAACAUUUUGAUGUAGCAGCGCGACCACAAGUGCAAGAUCAUGAUUUGACCUUUCCUCGUGUGUGUCGAUGGGAUAAUACUAAACCUAAGCGGGGUACUUCAUGGUUUAAAGACCUGGAUGAUGACCAGGUGAUUUGGAAACUCCAACCUACUUCUGGAGAGUUACAAAUAGAGGUAAUCAAAGAAGCACUGGAGUUGCUAGGUGGCAACAAAGAGCUUCAAAGUCCAGAAAGCAGUUCAACAAGCUCAACAUCUAGUGUUCCUGAUGUAGAUUCAGGGUUACAGCUUAGUAUCAACAAAGAAGUACAUGGAGUGGACGAGGAUGAUUUGGAGAAUCAGGUAGUGGAGGACACUCCCACAAAGUCGAGCACUUGUGAUGAAGAAUAUAGAGAGCAAAUCAAUCCUGAAAAUCUGAUAGUGUUGGACACUCCCCCAGAUUUAACCAUUUGUGACAAAGUAGGUAGGGGGCAAGGAAUGAAUCUUGAAAACCUGGCAGUGGUUGUUGAGGAUACCCCUACAGCUACCAGUAUUGCUGAGGAAGUAAGUGGAGAUGAAGAGGUCAACAGUGAAAAACUCAUAGUGGAGGAUACUCCCCCGGAUUCCAUUUGUGACAAAGUAUGUAGAGAGCAAGAAAUGAAUCUUGAAAACCUGGAAGUGCUAGUUGAGGAUACCCCCACUGCUGACAAAGUAGGUGGAGAUCAGGAGUUCAAUGGUGAAAAACUCAUAGUGGAGGAUACUCCCCCUGUGCUGAGUUUUUAUGAUCAGGAUGAUAUAAGAAAGAAGAAUGUCAUGUUAGAAGUGAAAAACACUGAAUUGAAGAUGAAAAUAGACCAAGUAAUGGAGGAAAAUGAACUUCUCCGUACACAGAUUUUAUCAAAUACCCGAUUUGAAGAGCAGAACGCUGAGUUGAAGAAAGAGCUGGACUUGUUGAGAGAAGAAAACAGAAUUUUAAGACUGUCAAUAAGUGAUUUUGCAGAUCGGAUUGAUAGACAUGUUUUGGAUUUCGAAUCUAAUGCAACUGAGUAAACAUGCUAUCCUUGAAUUUCACCAUAACUUAACUAGCUGCUUAUAGAGCUAGGGCUGUGACACCCAAACAAGCCUUCAGACCUUGCUGCAGCCACAACAUUGAUCAACCCCAGUUCUUCCGCAAAGUAUAGGAUUGUGGGUAAUCAAGUGUGUAUAUAUAUUGUUAAGGUAAACAAACAUGAUUCAUUCUAAAUUAGGUGUGGGUAGUAUUAAGAGGUUUCUUUUUAAGUGAAACCAUGAUAUUCAUACCAGGGAAACAGAACUAUUCAUGUUCUUCUUUGUUGUAUAUUAUGUAGCAGAUAACACAUCUACUUCUCCAAACACAAGAUGUUGGAGUUCAAAUGGUAUAUAGUUAUCCUUUUCUUUUCAUGAGCAUUAUGAGGCCUAACAACGAGCCACUGUAAUCUUUGCUUAGUUCAUUCUGUCUUUUUUAUCAGUAAGUCCACAACUAGCCCUUGCAACUUUAGCGUACCUUGGUAAUGACAGAGGCUAUAGGCUUGGCUUGAACAGGAAGAAAUCAGCAGUGGCAUGCGGGGGUUGAAGGUGUCCUGGUUUGAUGAAUGUAAUUCAAUAGCCGUUGGUAUCUUUGUUGUGGCGGGGCACAUCUUCUUGGUGUGGUGUUUUUCAUGGCUGGGCAGAGGCUUCUGUUUCAUGGCUGUGCAUGAAGGGUUUGAAAGGGAUUUUUCUGUGUUUUGGUGUAGGGACAUACUGUCAUAGUCGCUCUGUUUGUGUUUAUGGUUUCGGUGGUUCAAUUCUACGGUUUGUUUGAAGUGUAUGUAUUUGUUUGUUAAGGAUUUA
Molecule: messenger RNA, 2673 nt
Organism: Glycine soja
Lineage: Eukaryota; Viridiplantae; Streptophyta; Magnoliopsida; Fabales; Fabaceae
Exons: 6
Coding region: 160-1875 (571 amino acids)
Source: RefSeq, a predicted model, not a curated record